Electrophorus electricus (electric eel) is the source of this 1495-nucleotide messenger RNA. It is a transcript of the gene rarab, whose product is annotated as retinoic acid receptor, alpha b. Gene Ontology annotation, cellular component: nucleus; transcription regulator complex. Lineage: Eukaryota; Metazoa; Chordata; Actinopteri; Gymnotiformes; Gymnotidae. The record is from RefSeq and is a predicted model, not a curated record. Gene Ontology annotation, biological process: regulation of transcription by RNA polymerase II; retinoic acid receptor signaling pathway; cellular response to corticotropin-releasing hormone stimulus. Gene Ontology annotation, molecular function: nuclear receptor activity; nuclear glucocorticoid receptor binding; zinc ion binding.
AUGUACGAGAGCGUGGACGUAGUGGGGCUGAGCCCCAGCCCUAACCCUUUCAUACCCCUGGAUUACUACCACCAGAAUCGCGGCUGUUUGAUCCCGGAUAAAGGCCUCGUGUCGGGAUCGUCGCGGGGAUACGGCACCAUCAGGAACCCGCACUGGAGCGGCUCUAGUCAUUCUGUGGAGACGCAGAGCACCAGUUCGGAGGAGCUCGUGCCCAGCCCACCCUCGCCCCCUCCUCCGCCGCGCGUGUACAAGCCCUGCUUCGUGUGCCAGGACAAGUCGUCGGGCUACCACUAUGGUGUCAGCGCCUGUGAGGGCUGCAAGGGCUUCUUCCGCCGGAGCAUCCAGAAGAACAUGGUGUACACGUGCCACCGCGAGAAGAGCUGCGUCAUCAACAAGGUCACGCGCAACCGCUGCCAGUACUGCCGCCUGCAGAAGUGUCUGGAAGUGGGCAUGUCCAAGGAGUCUGUUCGGAAUGACCGGAACAAAAAGAAGAAGGAGGAGAAGAAGACGGAAUGUUCCGAGAGCUACGUCUUGAGUCCUGACACGGAGCAGAUGAUCGAGAGAGUGAGGAAGGCCCACCAGGACACGUUUCCGUCACUGUGUCAACUGGGCAAGUACACCACGAAUAACAGCUCGGACCACAGGGUGUCCCUGGACGUGGACCUGUGGGACAAGUUCAGCGAGCUGUCCACCAAGUGCAUCAUCAAGACGGUGGAGUUCGCCAAGCAGCUGCCGGGGUUCACCACGCUCACCAUUGCCGACCAGAUCACCCUGCUCAAAGCCGCUUGCCUGGACAUCCUGAUUCUGCGGAUCUGCACGCGCUACACGCCUGACCAGGACACCAUGACGUUCUCGGACGGGCUGACGCUCAACCGCACGCAGAUGCACAACGCCGGCUUCGGGCCGCUCACGGACCUGGUGUUCGCCUUCGCCAACCAGCUGCUGCCGCUGGAGAUGGACGACGCCGAGACGGGACUGCUCAGCGCCAUCUGCUUGCUGUGUGGAGAUCGACAGGACCUAGAGGAGUCAGACAAGGUGGAUGUGCUUCAGGAACCAUUGCUCGAGGCGCUGAAGGUCUACGUGAGGAAGAGGAGGCCUCAUAAGCCCCACAUGUUCCCUAAGAUGCUGAUGAAGAUCACAGAUCUGCGGAGCAUCAGUGCUAAAGGGGCGGAGCGGGUGAUCACGCUGAAGAUGGAGAUCCCUGGCUCCAUGCCUCCUCUCAUCCAGGAGAUGCUGGAGAACUCAGAGGGCCUGGAUGGGAGCGGCGGGGUGCGCCCGAGCGGAGGGGGGUGUCCCCCGGGCAGCUGCAGCCCCAGCUCCGCGCAGAGCAGCCCGUCGCCACACUCCCCCUGACCCUCCUCCUGGGCUCGCCCGGGGAGACAAAACGGCCCAAAACAAAACGCUACCCAGCUUGGGUCUGACCCGAGCCCAGGAUCCCUAUCACGUCUCUGAAGGGCGGAGCACAGGACUCGGGACUCGUUGGCUGGAGCGGGGG